AUGAUUCUCUAUCCCUUUAGAUUGAACGAACAGGCCAGUGAGGAGAUUUUAAAAGUAGAGCAGAAGUACAAUAAGUUACGCCAGCCAUUCUUCCAGAAGCGGUCAGAACUCAUAGCAAAAAUCCCCAACUUCUGGGUCACAACAUUCGUCAACCAUCCACAAGGUAAAUGCAGAUAUUAUGCUCUUCUUUUACUAGUUUGUGUUCUCGAUGAAUGAAGACUGAUUGUACAUUGUAGGAUUCUGCACACAUUUUUUUUGUCCAUCAUUAUCAGUCUGAUGGUUAAGCUGUUGGUAUACAAACUGCUGCUGUCCAUUGACAAACUUUCUAUGGUUGUAUUCGUGUUGUCAGUUUCAGCCCUUCUUGGUGAGGAGGAUGAGGAGGCACUUCAUUACCUUACCAGGGUGGAGGUGACUGAGUUUGAGGACAUCAAGUCGGGUUACAGAAUAGAUUUUGUGAGUAUUUUAAUCUUAGAAAUUGUGUAUGUUAUAUAAACAAAACAGUGCAUACGUUAACCAGAUUCUUGGUUUAUUUUUCAGUACUUCGAUGAGAACCCGUACUUUGAGAACAAAAUCCUCUCCAAAGAGUUUCACUUGAAUGAAAGUGGGGACCCAUCUUCAAAGUCAACUGAAAUCAAGUGGAAGGCUGGAAAGGUAUGUUUACACACGUGCAACGUAAAAAGUAAAUGGUAAAUUAUUUUUUAUAGACAUUCCAAUUGCUCUCUGUCAUGCUGCAGAAACUCAAAGCAAAAUGUAUUGUGUUGCUGCUCGUGAUUAUUUUGUAUUUUCCUUUGAUCUCAGGACCUGACGAAGCGUGCCAGCCAAACGCCAAACAAAGCGGGUAAGAAGAGGCAACACGAAGAACCAGAGAGCUUCUUUACCUGGUUCACAGAUCACUCCGACGCAGGGGCAGACGAACUAGGAGAGGUCGUCAAGGAUGACAUCUGGCCCAACCCGUUACAGUACUACCUGGUAUGAUUCCACUCUCUAGUUCUUUGUUGACUCCCAUGGUGUCAAAACCUAGUCUUGCUCUGGUAGGCCAGGUAAAGUAUUCACUGUGUUUCUUAGUUAUCCAAAAUAUAUUGGCAUUAGGGCCAUGGGAUUAGACCAAAGGGUGAUCUGUAAAAGGUGAAAUCUGCAAAAAAAAUUCUAAAUGGUGUUCAGGGGAUCAUUUCAGAAAUGUGGUGUAGAGAAUGACCAUAGGGUUGACCACUAUAUCCAGCCACCUAGACAUCUCAACUGGAUGCCUCUAUUCCAAACUGAAGAUCAGCUCAUGCCUGCAUUGUUUUGCUAGUUUGUGCUGUGUUUGGAACUGAUUGAAAUAAUAUAUAUCUCUCAACUCUACCAGGUCCCUGACAUGGAUGAUGAGGAAGGGGAAGGUGAUGAUGAUGAUGACGAAGAGGGUUUGGAAAACAUCGAUGAGGAAGGAGAUGAGGAUGAAGGCGAGGAAGAUGAGGAAGAGGAUGGAGAGGUAUGGUAG
Coregonus sp. 'balchen' is the source of this 1477-nucleotide messenger RNA. The record is from the annotation of a GenBank genome assembly. Lineage: Eukaryota; Metazoa; Chordata; Actinopteri; Salmoniformes; Salmonidae.